ACGUUUUUUGAUUGCUAUUUUACCGAAUAGAAACAUCACAUAGUAAAAUGACGUCACACGGUGAAGCGCGUAUUAGACGGUUUUGUAUGUUUACAUAUAUGUGCAUGCUACUACGAUGACUAUAACACGCUCAACUUCAUACCAUUCAAUUGAAAUAAAUGAUGCCUUUUCUCGUAUAAUUUUCCGGGGUGUGUCCAAUUAAUGUUUUUUUUUAAUUUCAGUUGCCCACUAUCGUCAUUUUGAUUUGGGGAGAAGUCGAUGUAAAAUUGAUUCUUAAUCUUGCUGAACGACAUUUGUUGGCUGUUAACGAGGUGGUCGGUACAUGCGCUUCUCUUAAAGACGAUCCGGGUUAAAUCUUGGCUCCCCGUGCAUGUGAAUAAGAUGGCGGAAGGUGAUCCAUGGCGUGAUAAGGCGGAGCAUGAAGGUAUCCCACGUAACAGCGGCCUUUACAGUCGUCACUCCAUAGUUCAGUGUGAAAAUGCCUCACUAGAGAUGUGUACUCUGAUGAACUGUCUCGGUUAUGGGCGUCCCAUCAGACAGGCACGGAGAGACGCCUACAGGGAAGGUGAUAGGCUGAUGAAUGCUAUAAGGCCUGGUAUCAUAUCGAUGAUCACUACUGGUAGCAAGGCAGAGGGGCUUACAUGCUUCUAUGAAAGUGACUGUGAUACGAUGUUUGUUGUAGAAGGCAUCAUGUGUUUAGAAAAUGGUGUUGAUUCUGACAAAUUACCAAGGGAGACUACUGUGUUUACAUUAAACACCGGCGUGUGCUACCACGGACACUCUAGGCUUAAUUUACUCAAGCGACGUGGCGACAUUAUUCCAUCAAUAAUCUGUGAUGCUCUGUGUGAAGAUGCAAAUGGGCGUGUCCUCCUGUGCAGUGCUUUAUUUGUUGAUGUUGCUAAUGACAGAACAUUUGGGCCAAACGAGAUUCGCCAUGAACGUGCAGGGCCAUCAAUGCCGAGUUCAUCAGGGCCAUAUCAUACAGACAAUGUAUUUUCUUUACGCUGCCAUUGUCCUGUCAUACUAUCGAGAUGGGCAGAGCGAACUCGCCAUUGGCCACCACCGGAUAUCGUUCGCAAAGUCGUAACUAUGGGAUCAUUUGUGACACCUGUUGGUUUGAAGGGAAGCGAAUAUCAUCAUCUAGAAUGGAGGAUUUGUUUUAAUACUGGGGAGAAUGAACUUAUGAGCAGUCUUAAUAACACCCAGGUCUACAUUUAUGUUUUAUUGAAAAUGGUUGUUAAGGAUGUGUUAAAGCCAGUAAAGAAAGAAAUUACAUCAUACACAGUGAAAAACAUUGUAUUGUGGCUUGCGGAAAACAAUCCACAGGCACAGUUCAAUGAAAGCAGUUUGUUUUAUUGGCUUCGGGAAGGAUUGGAGAAAUUAAGAACGGCAAUAUUAAAGAUCGAACUGCCAUAUUAUAUGAUACCAGAAAGGAAUCUAAUGGCAGCAUGCGGACUGGAUGAAGGACAAAAAUGUACAUGGGUAAAUACUAUCACGGACAUGAUGAACGAAGUUUCAAAUGCAUUACUAAGAUUGCCGAGGAUACGGAAGGCAAUACUAUCGCAUCCAGCGCCACUGCUGUGGUAUAACAAGAAGAGAGUUGAGAUGGAACUUCUGCAGUUGAAGAACUUGGUCAGAGGAAGACAAUGCAUGGAUGAGAAUCUCGAGGUCAAUAUGUCGGAUCCUAUGCUGCAGGCGAUAUGGAGUCGUAUAGCUGAGUUAGUGAUAGAGGUCCGUAAGAGGAUGAAUAGGGAAGGAAGUCGUUUGAAUGAUCUGAUAGAGAUACAUGAUAUGAUGCUUAUAUAAUUGUGUUGUAAAUGCCAGUUAUUCCAUGCAAUGCAUAUUUCCAACAAUGCACUACAGAACGUAGUUAAGUUAGGGCGUCUAAACAUAACAUAUAUAUCGAGGGCUGAACGGAAAACUACAGUAUCUCCUUCUUUAUUUAAUAUGAGUUACAACAGUCUUCCGUUCAGCCCUCGAUAUGUGCUCAUGCGUUGUUUGAUAUUUGGUAAUAUCAAUAGUGUUUAGUUUUCCCUUCGUUAUUCAUUUAAUUGCUCGGACGUGUACUAUUGGAUUGUUAAGUUUUGUUUGUUAACUUAAAAAACGGUCCGUAUACUUAUAAGUGUUAACAGUCAUUACGUACCGAGUAAAUGUAUAAAUCGGUAACUUUAUAAAUUCAUGCUUUAUUUCAGAUCAACUUUGUUAAUAAUAACUAUUAAUUGUCACACAAUCUUAUUUGGAGUGCUCUGAAUUAAUCCAACAAAUGUGCAUAUUUAUAGAAUCUCUGGCAUGCGUUUUUUUGUUGUACGCACAUUUGUUUGAUAUGCGUUUAUAUGUUGUGCUUCUUUUUCCGUUCACAAUAGUCCUUGAUGUAACAGAAAAAUUUGGUUCGUAUGACCGUUUUAACAUUAAGCUAUACAUAUUAAUAUGCACAUGUAAUAUGGAUCGUAAAAUGCAGAUUAUCGAACAUAAA
Messenger RNA from Dreissena polymorpha, 2473 nucleotides. RefSeq lists its product as uncharacterized. The record is from RefSeq and is a predicted model, not a curated record. The coding region runs from base 382 to 1806 and encodes 474 amino acids. The transcript has 4 exons. NCBI's taxonomy places the organism in Eukaryota, Metazoa, Mollusca, Bivalvia, Myida, Dreissenidae.